GGCUGCACAAUUUAUAAAUAGACGUUGCCCUGGGGCUGCCUGAUGGUGAAGGGGUUGUUUAGUAAAUCUUUCUCCUUGAAGGAUCCCAUCAUCGGAGACCGUUUGAAAAUACCAGUUUCCUUUGUCUUCUUGGAGAUCCCAGGUUUCAUCAGGUCAGCCGAGUCUGACGAUAUUUCUCUCUGCCUGAUUUAGGGACAGGCCUUGGAUAUUUGGAAUCACUUUUCCAUGGAGCACAGAGAUGAUGAUGAUGAUGAUGAUGUGUCCUUCGCCAAAUGGAUGAGCAGCUUCUGGGGUCACAGCUGGAUGGAGGAGGCUGAGAGAGGACCCCGGGACCGCCACGGAUCACGCGACACCAGUUCCAGGAAAGCCUCCCUGCCCUGCCCGUUUCCCGUCCUUCCCAGAGUCACAGCGUCUGACAGCCAUCCUAGAAGGCAUUCUCACGAGGACCAGGGAUUUCGAUGUCAUACGCACAUGAGGGAUUACAGAAAAUACUCAGGGGAUGGGUCAUUCAAGGACCCAUUGGAAUCAAGAAGAAGAUCCCAUUCCAAAAUUCAGGCAUUUUCAGAGUCCUUUGAACAGCAGCUGUGCUUUAGAACCAAACGCUCUGUCUCUUUGGGACCCGCGAGCAGAAAGGACCGAAACGGGAGAGAAACGCCGCUGCGGGAGACGAGAUCCCGCAGGGAAGCGGAGGAAGCGAGGAGCUCCCCGAGGGAAGAACAUGGCGAAGCACGCAGGGCUCCUCCCCUUGAGGAAGGACCCAAAGGAUACUUUGUUUCCACGAGGCAAGGAGGAGCCGCGGCCGCCAAUGAGUUGCAGCUCGGGGUAGCCGCGGCCGCCGAGAUUCGUGCCCCGCGGGGGAAACCAGAUGAGGCACAUCUGGACAGCUGCGCCGAGGAGCUGUGCAGCCCCUCCGCGGGCCCGACUUCAGCUGAGCACGUCCCCCACGUCCUCUCCUUCUAG
Molecule: messenger RNA, 960 nt
Organism: Miniopterus natalensis
Lineage: Eukaryota; Metazoa; Chordata; Mammalia; Chiroptera; Miniopteridae
Source: RefSeq, a predicted model, not a curated record